GGGCAUUCGACAGUUAAGUUCUUAAAAUCUUUAGUAGUAUUCAUAAUAUACCCUGGUAUAUCAGUACUUAUACCUGUCGGUUAGAUUUUCUUUGAUAAAAUAAUCUAUAAUAAUCAUACAGGUAUCUGUGCCAACGAGGGGAAAGCAUAUUAGCAUCGAUAAAUUCAAGUAGUGCGAAAUUAACAAUGCAGUCACUUAUACAAAUUGUAAAUAACCUGCAAGAUAUUUUUGCUGUAGUUGGUGAAAAGCAAAUCGUUGAUUUACCACAAAUUGUGGUAGUGGGAUCUCAAAGUUCCGGAAAAAGAUCUGUGCUGGAAAGCAUUGUAGGAAAAUCAUUUUUACCUCGAGGGACUGGUAUUGUUACCAGAGCUCCAUUAAUUAUACAAAUGAUUAAGUACACUAAGGAAACAAAAAAAUCGAUGUUAAAGUUACACAAUAUCCUAGACACAAAAAACAUUACAGAAUGGGCAGAAUUUCUACAUAAACCAAAUUUCUUUUUUUUCGAUUUCGAUUUAGUACGUAAGGAAAUUGAAAAUAGAACAAACAUUCUUACAAGGUUUAAUGGCAUUACAGCCAAACAGAUUAUAUUGAAAAUUCACAAUAAUCGUCAUGAUCUGACUUUGGUAGAUUUGCCAGCUGUAACAAAAGGGAAGGUUGGGGAUCAAUCACCAGAAAUACAUAAACACAUACAGAGAUUAAUCAAUUCUUAUGUGAAGCAACCAAAUUCUAUUAUUUUAGCAGUGGUGACUGCAAAUACUGACCCGUCAACAAGUGAAAGUCUUCAAAUAGCAAAGAAAUCGGACCCAGAUGGCAUCAGAACUAUUGCAGUAGUUACAAAAUUGGAUCUCAUCGACCAAGGGACACUAUAUGAUACUAAUGAUUUACUGUGUGGUCGCAGGAUUCCAUUAAAACUAGGCAUCUUCGGUGUAGUGAACAGAAGUCAAAAAGAUAUCGCUGAAAAAAAAUCAAUGGACGCGAUGUUAACGUUAGAAACAGAAUUUCUGAAAAGUAACUAUCCAUAUAUAUAUAAAAAACACGGCAACAAAGCUUUAGUUCAAACGUUGCAAACGGAAUUGCUAAAUCACAUAAAAAAAGUGUAUCCACAACUUAGAAUUGACUUCGAAGAAAUGAAAAAUAAAUUUGAAAGACAACUUUUUCCACUGUAUAAACCAGAUGAUCAAAUACUGUUUUUAGUAGGACUUUUAAAAGAUAUUAGCAGAUCGUACGAAGACACUGUGAAUGGAAAUCAAAACAAAGUUCCGAUUGAUGAAAUUGUUGGUGGUGCUAGUAUCACUCGAAUAUUUCAACAAAAAUAUUUAAAGAGAAUAAAUGAUAUAGACCCGCUUAAAGAUUUAUCAAACGAGAAUAUUGCAAUUAUUUUAGCAAAUACAUCGGGUACUUAUCAAUGUACUUUUGUAAAUGAAAAGGCUUUACAAAUAAUUUUACGGCGACAAUUAAACAACUUAAUCGAACCGUCGUUGGAAUGUGUAGAAUUGGUGCGUAUUGAGAUGUUAAAUAUUUUUAAUUCCAUUGACGCCAGAUUGUUGGAGAUACUCAGACGAUAUACACAACUCCACGAAGAUGUACGAAAAGUUUUUGAGAGGUUGUUAGAAGAAAAUUUGAAGCAUAUCAAAGAAUUUAUUGUAUCAUACAUAGAAUCUUAUCAGGAGUGUAUAAAUACAGCAAAUCCAGAUUUUAUCUUGGAAAUUAUAAAAUCAAAUAAUACAAUUCAAGAAGAAAUACUCGCAGCUGUAAACAUAAAGAAGCACGAAAGUGAAUACAAUCCAGAACUGAUUUUAAACUCAUCCGGGAUGCCAAUUUUUCCGAUUCCCGACAGAAUGGCCCAAAUCGAAAGAUUAAAAAUUAUUAGAAUUCAAAUGUUAAAUCAAUUACUAUCAGGUCUGAAUAACGAAGAAGCAUCCUUAGAACUGUCUGAACAGAUAAAAUUACAUAGAGAUUUAAGCUACUGUUAUUUUGAAUAUAUCAGGAAAAUCGUGCGGGACUUUGUGCCUAAAAGAAUCAAACACAAAAUGAUAAAUUCAUUUUUAAAAGACCUCGAUCAGCAUUUAAAUCAAGAAAUAUUUAAAACUUAUUUAAUUGAAAAUAAUAUUGACGAAGUACUUUUAGAAGACGAAUGUUUCCAAAAGGAAAGAAAUUAUAUUGAAACCAAGUUGGACGCAGUUAGGAAAGCAUUGAAAAUUAUGACCGAUAUUCAAUAGUUUUAGUUAUUUCUUCACAAUACGAGAGUAUGUGUUUUAUUUUUAAUAUAUCCCAAAUUCAAUUACUAUAACUCAUAAAUUAUUCAAUUUUAUCAUAUUUCCAUACAAUUUUUUUA
This is a messenger RNA of Rhopalosiphum padi (bird cherry-oat aphid), 2335 nucleotides long. Its product is annotated as dynamin-1-like protein. Gene Ontology annotation, molecular function: microtubule binding; GTP binding; GTPase activity. Lineage: Eukaryota; Metazoa; Arthropoda; Insecta; Hemiptera; Aphididae. Gene Ontology annotation, cellular component: microtubule; membrane; cytoplasm. The record is from RefSeq and is a predicted model, not a curated record.